Molecule: messenger RNA, 1170 nt
Organism: Sycon ciliatum
Lineage: Eukaryota; Metazoa; Porifera; Calcarea; Leucosolenida; Sycettidae
Product: protein phosphatase 1 regulatory inhibitor subunit 16B-like
Exons: 1
Coding region: 103-831 (242 amino acids)
Biological process (GO): protein K6-linked ubiquitination
Cellular component (GO): BRCA1-A complex; BRCA1-BARD1 complex
Molecular function (GO): ubiquitin-protein transferase activity; protein binding
Source: RefSeq, a predicted model, not a curated record
AAUCAAACAGUUCUAAUUUGCGUUGCAAGGUAUUUCGAGUAAACUACUCCCAAGCCUUUUCGAAAGUUGGUAACAAACGACUUCUUCUUCUUCAAGAACAACAUGGGUCCUGUGGAUGAUUCUGUAAGCCCCUGCGCAUCUCCCACAACUGGUUCCUGCAUCAUGUGCAGAUCCACUGGUGACUUGCUCCCCAUGACCGGAUUCGGUGAGCGGACAUCAAUCUGCUCCGACUCCUCGUUUUCCUCGCUAACAUCUGACACAUCCACUGAGUCUCUGGAGUCUCGUUCGUCCGACAUUGCACCAGCAAGCGACUCCUCCAGCGCCUCAGCACAGUCACCCCGUAGCAUCCUGAAGAGGAAAACCCACACAACCUCCAGACCGAAGCGUUCGCUGACCUUCCAUCCGAGCGUGCUCAUGUGGACUGCGGUACAACAGGGCAGAUUCGGAGAGCUGCAAGCUAUCCUGGAGGAUCUCGACAUCAGCGCUCUACGUGAACCCGAGGAGUUGGGUGUGAACCGGGCCAACCAUCAGGGAAUCACCCCGCUACAUUUGUGCUGCUUCUCCGGUGCGACAGAUUGCGUCGAGUUGCUUCUGGCGCAUGGCGCGUUUCCCAACCAGCCAGACAAAGAUGACUGGACACCAGUGCACGCUGCAGCCAUCAGCGGCCAUCAUCGUAUUCUGCGCCUGCUCAGCAAGGCCGGCGCUGAUCUGCAACACCGAGAUGCAUUCGGACGCACACCGGCUGAGAUCACUGAGAAUACAGUCACUAAGACCGUACUCAAGGAGCUUGUUGAGGCCCCGCAGACCAAGGCGAGAUGUACAGCCCUGUAAACAAGCCACUGGUUUGCUGGAUCCUAUUCUUGAACUAUCCUAACAAACCGGCACUCUACCCACACUGAAUUCUGCCUAUACUAUAGAUUCAUUUCUAUGCUUCUCCAUCGCGAAACAUGGUCUUGUAAAUUGAAUUAUUCCGUUCUAGACUAUGUGAACAACUCAUUACUUCAUAUCUUGGAUGUUCCGUUUUGUUGCCACUAUAAUAAUAACAUAUCGACCUUGAAAAAUCCUGACUCCUUUACAAGUUUUACUACCAAUACCAUUGACAGAUAUUCUAUCUAUAUUGAUCCACAUUCAAGCUGGAGAAUGUUUGGCCCCUUGCUGGGCACACCUAUA